Stegodyphus dumicola is the source of this 4047-nucleotide messenger RNA. RefSeq lists its product as uncharacterized. Lineage: Eukaryota; Metazoa; Arthropoda; Arachnida; Araneae; Eresidae. Gene Ontology annotation, molecular function: protein binding. The record is from RefSeq and is a predicted model, not a curated record. Gene Ontology annotation, cellular component: cytoplasm.
CAAUCAUGUUGGAAUUAAAAUAAUGUUGUCUGAAUUUUUUUAUAUUACUAAAAUAAAUGGCUGAUGAAUAAAGUGCUCUGGGAUCCGGUUGCUGUAGCCAGUCGUUUUCUCCUGAAGAAGAUGAGCACUGGGGCGCUAAUUUAUUUUGAACAUACAGCAGAAACGUGAGUCUCUUGUUUGAAUUAGAUGGGAAGAGCAGACUCAUGGUAGUGGCCUCUGCAGCUGCUUGUAACAGUUGAUGUGGUUAACUUAUGAACCAUGGUCUUUGAUUCAAGAAUAGAACUAUUUUAUUGAAAUUCUGUGGCAGGCAAAUCUCUUUUAUACUGUAAGAUAUCAGAUGAGUUUAUAGCUGAAGAUGGACAUUGGCUAGAGGAAGAGUUUAUUCUAAUCCAAAUUAGCAUCACUGCUGUGAAAAUACAUGACAUGCCAGAUAUCUUCAAAAGUGUACACCAGUCACUUCUUCUUACAGUUGGUUUCCAGGUUGACCAUGAAUGACACUUACGUACACAACAGGUUGACCAUGAAUGACACUUACAUAGAUUAUUCGUCUCAAGAAUUAGAUGAAAUUCCUGAAACAGUAUUAAAGUUAACAGAAAUUCAAAAACUUUUUCUUAAUUAUAACAAUCUUACCAGAGUUCCUUCACUAUUAUGCAAAAAUUUAUUAUCAUUAUCAUGUUUAUCUUUAAAUGGAAAUAUGCUUGAACACUUGCCAGAUGAAAUAGGUUGUUUAUCUCAUCUUUGUGAAUUAUACAUAAAAGAAAAUAAUUUACUCAAGCUACCUGAAAGUAUUAGCAAUUUGCAAAAAUUACAAAAAUUGUGCCUUACUGGUAAUCAAAUUCUGGAAUUACCUGAAAGCUUAUCAUCACUUGUGAAUUUGACAGAAUUAACUGCAGAUGAAAAUGCUCUUGAAAAUCUUCCUCACAACUUUGGAAAUUUAUGUUCUCUCACAUAUCUUGAUGUGAGUGGCAAUGCAAUAAGUAGCUUACCUGAAAGUUUUGGAAAAUUAAACUGUUUGAAAGUUUUGAAUUUAUCUGAUAAUUGUUUGUGUUGCCUACCUGAAAGCUUUCAAGAUUUAUCAAAAUUAGAAGUCAUUGAUUUAACUAAUAAUAAAAUUUCUAGGUUACCUGAAAAACUGGAAGCAGCCAAAUGCAUAAAAACAAUUUACAUAACAAAUAAUUGUGUGGAUUCUUUACCCCCAUGGUUCUCUGAAAUGGAGAACAUAAAAAAACUUUUUCUUGGCUCCAAUAACUUGCAACAGAUGCCUUUUGAUGAAAAAUUUUGUGAUACCUGUAAAUUGUUAGAAAGAUUAGAUUUAAGUGGAAAUAAUGUCUCACAUCUACCUUAUAACUUUGGACAGUUGAAGAACUUGAAGUUUCUAGAUAUGGGAAGUCCAUUAGAUGAAUUAGAACGCAACAGAUUUCUUAAGAAUGGAAAUGAUUUGAUUCGUUUACCAUCUUCAUUUUGUAACUUAUGUAAUCUGACUAAACUUGAGCUUGAUGAAAAUGAACUUGUUGAGUUACCAACAAAUUUUGGAUGCCUUUCAAAUAUGAGAUAUUUGAAUUUAUGUCAUAAUGCUCUUAGAAUUUUACCAAAAAGUUUUUGCCAACUUCAAAAGUUGAAAGUUUGUCUGUUGUCCAUGAAUAAUCUUUCUUAUCUACCAGAUGAUUUUGGUAAGCUUAUUGAAUUACAAGAGCUCAGGCUUGAUAAUAAUUUGUUGAUGGAACUUCCUGAAUCAUUUAACAAUUUAACUUCCUUAUUGGUAUUGGAUUUAUAUAAAAACAAGCUGAAAAUCAUUCCAACUGCUGUAAAUAAUAUGAAAUAUAUAAAGCAUAUGGACCUUAGAGAAAAUGAUUUUGGGGUUGAAUUUAACAAAAUGCCUGAAGUCAUACGCAAGUGUGCAUAUGUUGAAAGAGAUCUUACACUGCAACACACUUGGCGAGGAAGGAAAAGGGAAGAUAUUCAACCUGAAUCUUGGGUAAAAAAUAGAGUGGUGGAAGAUUAUAGUGCAUUGCUAUCUGAUGUUGAAAUUAGUGCUUUAAAUCCUGCCCCAUUUUUAAGGAGAGGACAUCAUCAAGAAAAUGUUAAGAAAGAUUAUAAUUCUUCAUCAUACGUACCUGUUGCAGAAAAUAAGAGUCACGAAAAUGUUCCUGAUAAUAAUAUCUGUAAUGGAUACUGUGAUGAGAAGUGCAAGUCAUUAAGUGAAAGUGACAAUGAUCCUAUAAAUUACCAAAAAAAUGUUUCUGACAAUAUUAUUUGUAAUGGAUACCAUGAGGAGAAAUCUCAGUCAUUAAGUGAAAGUGGUGAUGAUCCUAUAAAUUGUGAAAGUGCAUCUUGUAGCACAAUAGGAACUAAAUCAGACGUUUUAAAUGAAGGAGGUAAAGGCUAUUGGGAUGAUGAAACAGUUUUAUCUGAUUUAUCAUAUUGCAAUGAAGAGGAAUGUGAUUCAUUGAGAAUAAAUCAAAGUGAAGAAUGCUGGGAUGAUGAAAUAUCAGAAACAGUUUUACCUGAACCAUUAAAGUCAUCAGAAUCAAACAAAGUGGAUCAGGAUGCCACACAGUUUGAAGAUGCUUUCUCUGAUCCAUCAUCAGUUCUUGAUGAUUGGGACAUUGAUUAUGUGUUUGGGUUCAGCAGAAGUUCCAGGGAAAUUUACAAGCAUCCCAUUAAAGAUACAGAAGACUCUGCAUUUAAAGUCUUCCUCCCAUCUGAUUUACAUGCUCCUCGGAUGAACAAGAGUGAAAUUUGGUGUCCUGUAGAAGAAGGGCAAUUUGAUGACUGUGACCUCUGAUAUAAACUGGUAUUAGUUUUUAGAAUGUUACUUAUUUUAAAUUUAAAAAAAAAAAAAAAAAAAAGAGUACUACUUCUGUUAACUAUUUUGAGAUUGAAAAAUGACCUGUAUAUUUAUAUUUUUAAUAUAAUUAAAAAAUAAUAACCUGUAUAUUUUAUUGGUAUUUGUCUGAAGUCUAUUUUUAUUGUUAGACUUAAAAUAAUGUACCUGUUUUUUUAUUUUACUUAUACAAAAGCUUAAAAAAUGUCAUGCUGUAAAGCAUUUUCCUCUUACCUCAAUCUGGUAAAAAUGUAAGUUAAAAUUUUUUCUUUCUUAAAUGAAGAGAGGAAAGCCAGUCACUCUUAGAAUGGAUGCAUUUUACAUUGUUCUUUUCCUUGCAAAAAAUAUACAUUAUACAUCUUGUCAGCCAGGUAUGUUCUUAUGUUCGUGUCGGCUCAAUAUACAUCUUGUCACCAGUUAUGUGUUUAUAUUAUUUUUCAGAUGACUUCUUUGUUUGUUAAACAGUCUUGUUGCAAGGAGGUAAAAUUUCCCCUCUUGUUUUUUCCCCUGUGCAUUUAAAUAAGAAUUGUGUGUUUUUUUAUUCUUAUUGAAAAUUGAAAUAUCUGCCGUACUGAUUGUUAAAUUCUUAAGGAAAGAAAUGUUUGUUAUAAUUAUGCAUAGUAAUUGAUUUUUAGAGAAAUCUAAGUAAAUUUGCAAAGAUUAUGCAGUUAAUUGUAAUUUCUGCAAUGUUACCUACAGUCUAAUAAAUGCAUUAAAUUGUGUUUGUGCAUAUAAAUAAAUUCUUUUGAGAAACAAAUAUUUUAAUUAAGCAUUUUACUUUAUAUUUUUAGUGAUGGUUCAGAAUUACACAAGUAUUAUUUUGAUUUGCAAGUAAUCUGCUUUAUGUUGGAUAUUGUGCCUUUGUUAUUGCAGUGCAUUUCUAUGCUAUAAAAGAAAUCUACAGUAAUUGUAUAUGUUGUAACAAAUGUGCUUUAAAAGCAGAUAUUUUUACUUGUGCAGAUGACUGCAAUUUGAAUAUUGAAAUAAUUUCUGUAAUCAUGUGGUUGUAGGAGUUUGUACUUCACUAUUGUGAAUUAAGUGCAAUUAUUCUUAAGUGAUAAGAUCCUGUAUAAAAUAAUUGCUAUUUAUUGUCUUCAGGCAGAAAAUAUGGUCUCUAAAUUUUUAAAAAGUUAAUAGAUACAGAACUGCUGUUGUGUAAAUGUAUAAAUGAAAACUUUUUUAAAUGUUUUAUGGGGAUGGAAUAAUAAAAAUAGUUUGUAAUA